AUGGCGGACUCGCUAUCGACAGGUCCGGGAGAGGAGAAGGAGAAGGAGGACAGGGAGAGGGAUAGGAAGGCUGCCAAAACAGAGACGAACAUCGACAAGGACGGAGUCACGGAGACACUGAGCUUCAACGACAAAAACGGCAACAAUAAGGGACGGAGACGAAACCUGUCAGAUCUGUCUCUGGUCAGGUUUAUAACUACUGAGCUCACCAGAGGCUAUUUCCUGGAACACAAUGAGGCCAAAUACACCGAACGCAGAGAGAGGGUCUACACCUGCCUCCGCAUCCCCAAGGAGUUAGAGAAAUUGAUGACAUUCGGCUUCUUCCUCUGUCUGGAUGCCUUUCUCUACGUCUUCACACUGCUGCCCCUCAGGGUGCUGCUGGCCCUAUUACGGCUCCUUACAUUGCCAUGCUGUGGUCUCGGUGGCUCCCGCCUGCUGCAGCCAGCUCAGGUGUGUGAUGUGCUGAAAGGCUUCAUUAUGGUGCUGUGCUACUCUAUGAUGAGCUACGUGGAUUACUCCAUGAUGUACCACCUCAUCAGGGGACAGUCUGUCAUCAAACUCUACAUCAUCUACAACAUGUUAGAGGUGGCGGACCGCCUGUUUUCAUCUUUUGGCCAGGACAUCCUAGACGCUCUGUAUUGGACGGCCACAGAACCGAAAGAGAAGAAGAGAGCGCACAUAGGCGUGAUUCCUCACUUCCUCAUGGCUGUGCUCUACGUCUUUCUUCAUGCCAUCCUCAUCAUGGUUCAGGCCACUACUCUUAAUGUAGCCUUCAACUCCCACAACAAGUCCCUCCUCACCAUCAUGAUGUCAAACAACUUUGUGGAGAUCAAAGGAAGCGUGUUCAAGAAGUUUGAAAAGAACAACCUUUUCCAGAUGUCGAAUAGCGACAUAAAAGAGAGGUUCACCAACUACAUCCUCCUGCUCAUCGUCUGUCUGAGAAACAUGGAGCAGUUCUCGUGGAACCCAGACCACUUGUGGGUGCUGUUUCCUGAUGUAGUCAUGGUGAUAUGCUCAGAGGUUGCUGUGGACGUUGUCAAGCACGCUUUCAUCACCAAAUUUAAUGACAUCAGUGCCGAUGUAUACGGUGAAUACAGAGCCAGCCUUGCCUUUGACCUCGUCAGCAGUCGACAGAAAAAUGCUUAUACAGACUACAGCGACUCAGUAUCCAGAAGAAUGGGCUUCAUCCCUCUUCCUUUAGCUCUGCUGUUGAUCAGAGUAGUGACCAGCUCAGUGAAGAUCCAGGGUUCACUCUCAUUUAUGUGUGUGCUGCUGUUUUACUUGGGGACGAUCACUCUGAAGGUGCUCAACAGUAUCGUUCUGCUGGGGACAUCUUGUGUGUUCGUCAAAGAGGCCAACAUGGAAGAAAAGCUCUUCGACCCUCCACCCUCCGCCGCUUCUAGCCGUGUAAACUCCAGAGCUCACCGGACAAAACAUGGUAGCACUGCACCACCACAAGAACCCACAGUCGACAAAGCAGGAAUAUCUCUGGCAUCCGUCAUCCCUCAGCCUGCAGACGUGGCAGAGAGCGCCGCCCCCACAAUACCAAAGAGCGACUCGGACACCUUCCUAACUACGCCUGACGAGGAGGAGGAUGACAAAAUCAUCAAUGCCGACACGGGACUGGAAGGGGACGGACUGAAACAUAGAACGCCCAAGAAAGACUUGCUGGAGAUAGACCGCUUCACCAUUUGUGGCAACCGAAUUGACUAAAUGCCACAGGAACAAGCAAUCAGUGUCCUGGCAACACAGCAAGGUUCAGGGAUCAGACACGGGUCGUGGGAGCAUGCUCAAAGCAGACUUAUUCUCGUUCACCUGACCCCAGGAGUAUUUAUUAAUUUAUUACUGACAAAACCAGCCAAGGCAUAAAGCUGUUACUAGAAGAGGCCACGUCAGGCAUUCCAGCUGGUCCGGUCCUUGUCUUGUGAACCAGGUAGACUCUGAGAAGUAGCUGUGGUUGUCAUGGCGAGUCUGCACAGCCUGCAGACAUGCACACUGAUGACAACGAUGGGGGGGAAACUGGCAUGCACAGCUGGAGCAGAGGACGAAGAGAGAAACAAAUCUUCAUCUGUGAAACUGUACAAAAUGUACAAAAUGUGUCUCUGUGUGAUCAUAAGAUCAUUACAGCUGGACUGUGCGAGAGUGUGUGUGUUUGUGUGCUUGUGUGUGUGUGUAUGUGUGUGUUCAAAAGCACAAUCGUGUAUAGUGAGGAGUUGUUUUGAGAAAGAACAAAACUUGUCAAUUUUUAUUUUUUUUUCAAAAACUAUGAAAAUAUGUAAUAUUUGAAAUGAAUUUUUAUGAAAAAUCUCAGACAUUUUUUUCUAAAAUUGACAGCAUUCAGCUGCAGGUCAAAGACUCACAAUCACAUUAACACAUCGUUGAACUCUCGAAGUCGUUGUGCAGACACACACCUGUUUGAAUUGAGUUACAGUGACGAGCCCAGAUGUCCAUAGCCAAAGUCUGCCAGUUUUAAUUAUGACAGCAAUAACACUAAGUACAGUCUUGCAUGAGUGCACUGUCUUCACUCGCGGCUUGGUCAGAGUUGACUUUAACUUUUAGAUACAGGUAAAGUUUGGAGGUUUUAUUAUCAUGCCAUUUGUGUUGAUAUUGUUACUUUAAGGCACUGAGAUAAAACAGCGCCUGUUUAUAAAGGCACUAGAAGUUAAUUUGAAGUGAACGCCAAGUUUUGAAACUAUUUAAUUUUCAAGUGAUUUUUUUUUGUUUCAAAUCAGUUUCUUAUCAAUAUGUUUCAUGUGCACCCUCCUCGUUCCAGCAUGUAGCCUACAGAUAGUCAUGACAACAACACAGGCACACAGCAACUUUCUUAUGUUGGGAACUGUGAUCUGAAGAAGUGUCUUUGUGUUUCACCGUUGUGUGCUUGCUCACAUUUUAGUUUUGUCGCUUUCAGUGUGACACUGGCAUCGCAGCAUCAACUGAUGUUUCCUAAUUCUUCAACGUUCUCUCGACAGCGAUAAGAAAAAGAUGAAAUGUGUGCUGUUAAAAUCUUUAAGUUUAUGUGAAGACUAAGACACAGAUGUAAAGGUUGAAUAACCUCUAAAUAACAGGAGAUCAGACAUUUUAAAGUCUGUGUAAAGUAAGAAUAAAUAUGUGUUCUGGGUUUGACAUACCACAGAAAAGUGUGUUGUUAACCAUCCUGCCAAAUUUGAAUGAUUAAAAAAAUUGAUGAAAUAUAUGAAAUUAGGCUUCAAAGUUGUGUACAAAUCAGCUUCUUUCUCUGCUCCUAAACGCUGUGGGAGUGCCCGCCAAGUACGCUGAAACCCCGCCCCCUACCAUGUGUCACCUGUCAAUCAAAGUCACCACCUCUACCAGAAACCUUUCUUAAAUACAGUUUAUGCCAGAAACAUGGACGCAACUUCUGAUGGGGCGUUCAGACCAAAAGCGUCUGACGUGAAUUGUCUACAAAGAAAAUCAAUGUAAAUGGCGCGAUAACACACGGUUUCAUAUCAGGCGACGCGAAUGAAGUUGGAAAAAUUGAACUUUUCAGGCGACAUCGCACCGCGAUAUCCAAUCAGCAGCGAGUUUCUCCCGACGUCACAAACGCAAAUGAAGCAAUGAUCCAAAAAUUGAUAUUUAUGAUCAAGUGACUUUUUCCACGUCAGACUUUUGGUGUGAACGCAGCUUGAGAGCUUUCUGCUGCUAACUCGGCGGCUAGCUCGGCGGCUAGCUCGGCUAACUGUAGACUGUUUUAGUAGUAGUGUGCGCUGAAUGUAUUUAUACCUCUACAGCAGCAGAGGUGAGCACUACACAGUAUAAUUUAACUGGUUCAUUUGUUGAACAGCAUCUACACCUUUACACCUUUCUCUGCAGUUUAGUUUUACACCUCCCUUCUUAAUGAAAGUCACUGUUUCACAUGGUAGCAGCGUGCUUAAUUUCCUCUUUACUGUUUAUUAUUUAGAGGUGAUUCAACCUUUACAGCUGUGUCUUGAGCCUUCAGGUGACCUUUAAGACUUUACCUGCAAACAUGUGAUCUGCUCUGUGAUUUUUCACUCAGAGAAUAGUAAAGAAGAACUAGAAAACAGCAACCAGUAACUCUUUAAACAUAACUAUGACAUGAGAAUUUUAUUAACAUACAGUUGACUUGGGAAGAAUCCAAAAAUACCUUUAAAAGCUACCUAUACUGUUUCUGCUUUGUAGUGCCUGGCCAGAAGCCAGAAACAAGUGCAAUCUUACUACAGUCAUAGUGUGAACCGUGUCUGAGAGAGAGAGAGAUAGGUCAUUUGCAGUGCAUUAAUGGAUCUUGCCACUCUUAAGACAUACUACAUGUAUGAAACGUAUUUCACUGUUUUUAUUUUUCCAAGUACGACCCUUGUGUGUAAAGCGUCUUCUACAUGGUAGAAGGAGAAUAAAACAAGAUUUUGUUUUGUAACCCUUUCUGAUGUGAUGUGAAUGUCUCA
Molecule: messenger RNA, 4415 nt
Organism: Scomber scombrus (Atlantic mackerel)
Lineage: Eukaryota; Metazoa; Chordata; Actinopteri; Scombriformes; Scombridae
Gene: tapt1b
Product: transmembrane anterior posterior transformation 1b
Exons: 14
Coding region: 1-1713 (570 amino acids)
Biological process (GO): maintenance of protein localization in endoplasmic reticulum; positive regulation of cilium assembly
Cellular component (GO): endoplasmic reticulum membrane; ciliary basal body
Source: RefSeq, a predicted model, not a curated record